AUGUUCUCACGGUCAAGCCUCGCCGCCCUGGCCCUCGCCGCCCUGAGCUCGGUUGCCUCGGCCGGCCCCUGUGACAUCUACGCGUCCGGCGGCACGCCCUGCGUCGCCGCGCACAGCACCACCCGUGCUCUCUACAGCGCCUUCUCGGGUGCGCUGUACCAGGUGCGACGUGGUUCAGACAAUGCCGUCACAAAGAUCUCCCCGGUGUCGGCAGGUGGUGUCGCGAAUGCCGCCUCCCAAGAUAACUUCUGCGCCGGCACGACGUGCCUGAUCACCAUCAUCUACGACCAGUCGGGCCGCGGGAACCACCUCACGCAGGCCCCGCCCGGCGGGUUCCAGGGCCCCGAGGCGAACGGGUACGACAACCUGGCCAGCGCGAUCGGCGCGCCGGUGACGCUCAACGGGCAGAAGGCCUACGGCGUCUUCAUAUCGCCGGGCACGGGGUACCGCAACAACGCCGUCAGCGGCACGGCGGUGGCGGACGCGGCCGAGGGCAUGUACGCGGUGCUCGACGGCACGCACUACAACAACGGCUGCUGCUUCGACUACGGCAACGCCGAGACGAGCAGCACCGACACGGGCAACGGGCACAUGGAGGCCAUCUACUACGGCUCCUGCACCAUCUGGGGCACGGGGGCCGGCAGCGGGCCGUGGCUCAUGGCCGACCUCGAGAACGGCCUCUUCUCGGGCCAGAGCGCCGGCCAGAACACGGCCGACCCGACCAUCACCAACCGCUUCUUCACCGCCGUCGUCAAGGGCCAGCCGGCCAACUGGGCGCUCCGGGGAGGCAAUGCUGCGUCCGGCGCGCUGUCGACGUACUACAACGGGGCACGGCCUGCGGGCUACAACCCGAUGAAGAAGGAGGGAGCCAUCAUCCUGGGCAUCGGAGGCGACAACAGCAUCAGCGCCCAGGGCACGUUCUACGAGGGCGUCAUGACCUCGGGCUUCCCCUCGGACGCGACCGAGAACUCGGUGCAGGCCGACAUCGUCGCGGCCAAGUACGCGACGACCUCGCUCAACAGCGGACCCGCCCUGACGGCGGGCAGCUCGGUCUCGCUGAAGGUGACGACCCCCGGCUACGACACGCGGUUCCUCGCGCACACGGGGUCGACGGUCAACACGCAGGUGGUGACGUCGGGCGACUCCACGGCGCUCAAGCAGCAGGCGAGCUGGACGGUGCGCGCGGGGCUGGGCAACAGCGCCUGCUUCUCGUUCGAGAGCCGCGACACGCCCGGCUCCUACAUCCGCCACUACGACUUCCAGCUCCAGCUCGGCGCCGGCGACGGCAGCAAGCAGUUCAACGAGGACGCCACCUUCUGCACCCAGCCCGGGCUCAACGGCCAGGGCACGUCCGUCCGCGCGUGGGGCUACCCGACCCGGUAUAUCCGCCACUACGCCAACGUGGGCUAUGUGGCGAGCAACGGCGGGGUCCACACCUUUGACGCCGCCUCGUCGUUCAACAACGACGUGAGCUUCCUGGUUCAGACGGGUUUUGCUUGA
Messenger RNA from Diaporthe batatas, 1500 nucleotides. RefSeq lists its product as uncharacterized. Gene Ontology annotation, molecular function: alpha-L-arabinofuranosidase activity. NCBI's taxonomy places the organism in Eukaryota, Fungi, Ascomycota, Sordariomycetes, Diaporthales, Diaporthaceae. The record is from RefSeq and is a predicted model, not a curated record. Bases 1 to 1500 code for a protein of 499 amino acids. The transcript is spliced from 3 exons. Gene Ontology annotation, biological process: pectin catabolic process; arabinan metabolic process; L-arabinose metabolic process.